This is a messenger RNA of Ziziphus jujuba (common jujube), 3904 nucleotides long. RefSeq names its product protein TRANSPORT INHIBITOR RESPONSE 1. Gene Ontology annotation, cellular component: SCF ubiquitin ligase complex. The transcript has 4 exons. Gene Ontology annotation, molecular function: protein binding. The record is from RefSeq and is a predicted model, not a curated record. NCBI's taxonomy places the organism in Eukaryota, Viridiplantae, Streptophyta, Magnoliopsida, Rosales, Rhamnaceae. Gene Ontology annotation, biological process: SCF-dependent proteasomal ubiquitin-dependent protein catabolic process. Bases 706 to 2457 code for a protein of 583 amino acids.
GACUUGGCUAGCCUUCUUCUUUGGCUCCCCCUAACUGCUUUCAUAGCUUUUAUAUUUUUUCACUCUGUUUUCUCUUUCUGUCUUUGUUCACCAAACCCUUCAUAGAUUCGUUCAUGGCGAAUCCGAGAAUGCAGUAAUUUUUUAAUUAUUAUUGUUAUUAUUAUUAUUUUUUAUCCUUUUUUCCAGUUUAAUUUUCUGAAUCUUCUAGAGUUUGUUCUCAAUCCGAUAUCAUUGGAUUCGGAUCUUCUUUGGAUGCUCAAGUCUUUUUCAUUUUACAAUCACAUUCUUCUUCUUCUUCUUCUUUCUACUUAAACGAUUUUCAAAUGUGAGGGAAGCUCUAUCUUUCUUCUUCUUCUUCUUCUCUGGUGCUUCUUUUCUGGAAGCUCCGAGCUUUUCCUGUUAUAGUUCUUGCUCAUUUUGAGAAAUGUUUUACCCAAAAAAAGAAAAAAAAUAGUACAACACAGCAUCUUUUAAGCCCAAGUACAACAGCGAAUAAACGCUAUGAAUUUUUCUAAAAUAAUGAAUCCCAGCCGUUAAUUUUGAUUUUUUUUCUCUCUUUUUUUUUUUCCCAAAAGAAGAGAAAAAAAAAAAAAAAAAAGAGUAUAUUUCUUUGUUGGUUUUGCAUAGUUGGGGUUUUCAAUUUAUCAUUUGGGUGUGUUUUUCGGAGCUCUGAAUUCUGAGUCUCUGGAUAUAUCAAUAUUAGCAAUGAGUUCGAAGAGAAAGAAGGAAUCUCCCGAGUCGGACGGGUCGACUCGGGCAUCGAAUUUUCCAGACGAGGUGCUAGAACGGGUUCUGGGUCCGGUAAAGUCGCAUAAGGAUAGGAGCUCAGUCUCUCUGGUGUGCAAAGACUGGUACAACGCCGAGAGGUGGUCCCGGACCCACGUGUUCAUCGGGAACUGCUAUUCGGUGUCGCCGGAGAUCGUGACCCGGCGGUUCCCAAAUAUACGGAGCGUGACGCUGAAAGGGAAGCCUCGGUUCUCGGACUUCAAUUUGGUGCCUCCGAAUUGGGGAGCUGAUAUUCAGAAUUGGCUGGUGUUGUUCGCCACCAAAUACCCAUGUCUUGAAGAGCUGAGGCUCAAGAGGAUGACCGUCACUGAUGAGAGCUUGGAGUUCUUGGCCCUUUCGUUUCCCAAUUUCAAAGCUCUCUCGCUUUUGAGCUGCGAUGGGUUCAGCACCGAUGGGCUUGCAGCCAUUGCCACUCAUUGCAAGAAUUUGGUUGAGCUUGACAUACAGGAGAAUGACAUUGAUGACAAAAGUGGUGGUUGGUUAAGCUGCUUCCCAGAGACUUUCACAUCCCUGGAAAUACUAAACUUUGCCAACCUGAAUAGCGAUGUCAAUUUUGAUUUCCUUGAAAGACUUAUAAGUAGGUGCAAAUUUUUAAAGGUUUUGAAGGUUAAUAAAAACAUAACCUUGGAUCAAUUACAAAGGUUGCUUAGUCGUGCCCCUCAAUUAAUGGAGCUUGGAACAGGCACAUUUUCACAAGAUCUAACAGCCAACCAGUGUUCAGAGCUUGAAAGUGCAUUCAACAACUGUAAAAACCUACGCACCCUCUCUGGAUUAUGGGAAGCUACAGCCCUAUUUCUCCCAGUUCUAUAUCCAGCAUGUUCGAAUUUAACAUUCCUGAACUUGAGCUAUGCGGCUUUGCAAAGUAGUGAAUUAGCCAAACUUCUGGCUCACUGUCCAAAUCUUCGGCGUCUCUGGGUCCUUGACACGGUGGAGGACAAGGGGCUGGAGGCUGUUGGCCUUAACUGUCCUCUGCUUGAGGAACUCCGUGUUUUCCCCGCAGAUCCUUUUGAUAAUGAGAUUAUCCAUGGGGUGACUGAAUCUGGAUUUGUUGCUGUCUCUUAUGGUUGCCGGAGACUCCAUUAUGUCCUUUACUUUUGCCGGCAGAUGACUAAUGCUGCUGUAGCAACUGUUGUGCAGAACUGCCCUGAUUUCACACACUUCCGUCUCUGCAUAAUGACCCCACACCAACCAGAUUACUUGACAGACGAGCCUAUGGAUGAGGCUUUUGGUGCAGUGGUGAAGACUUGUACCAAACUCCAGAGGCUUGCAGUUUCAGGAUUAUUAACUGACUUAACAUUUGAGUAUAUUGGGAAAUAUGCCAAAAAUUUGGAAACUCUUUCAGUGGCUUUUGCUGGUAGCAGUGAUUGGGGAAUGCGGUGUGUUCUGGAUGGUUGUCCAAAGUUGAGGAAACUUGAGAUAAGGGAUUGCCCAUUCGGAAAUGCAGCUCUUCUCUCGGGUUUGGGAAAGUAUGAAUCAAUGAGAUCACUUUGGAUGUCAGCCUGCAAAGUUACAAUGAAUGCCUGUCGGUUACUGGCAAGACAAAUGCCAAGGUUGAAUGUUGAGGUGAUGAAGGAUGAGGAAAGCGAUGACAGCCAGGCUGAUAAAGUUUAUGUUUACCGUUCUGUUUCUGGACCAAGAAGGGAUGCCCCACCUUUUGUUCUCACUCUCUGAAGUUUUUAAAAAAGCAUGAGGACAAUUUUCCCACACAAAUGAAUAAGAUGGAAGGUGAAAUAUAACAAUUGAGAGAUUGAGAAACUUGGAAUCUGUUCUUCAACAAUUAUUUCUAUCUUGAAACAACAGAACGGAGAAACACUGAAAGGUAAAAAAAAGUUUAUGCCAUCACAGCCUCUGUUGCCUGAAUCAAGUUUAUCUCUGCUUCUAUGUUAAUCGCAACCUUAAGAGCAGUAAUGCAAUGCUACUGGAAAGGAAUUAGAUAAAGCGGCCCUGUCACAGGUCAUAGAUGGAUCAAAAUCUGUUCCCACUUUGCAUUGAUCAGGAGACAGGAGGAUCCAGCAAAAGUAUGAAAAUCCCAAUUGUUCAGAGUAUCAGCUCAGUACUAUUAAGGACAGGUCGUAUUGGUGACCAAGAAAACUCUGGAGAAGAAGCAAGCUCCAACACUCCCCACGACAACAGAGCCAUCACUGUGGGGAGGGUAAAGAGACUCCAAAGCAAAGCAGCCAUUCGUGCCCUUGUUUCGUUGCCACUGUGCCAUUAUGACUCACCAAACUCCUGGAUGGAGAUGAGCACUAUGGCAUAAAAGGGGGUGAAUUUUAAGAUGCUUUUCUUUAGGAUUAUAUAAUCAGUAUAGUCCUGAAAUGAAUACAUGAAUUUAUCUUCCUUGUGAAGUUGGGUAUUGGUAGGUUCAGUGACAUAAAGCAUAUCGUAUCCUUUAGAGCCUAGUGAAGGGCAUCUUGCUGCACUUCUUGAAGAAUGUCAGUAACAGUGGCUCUGCCUUCGAACCAGUGCUGGCCUGAAUAACUGUCUUAUUUUGGUGAAAGAGGGAAAAAAGGGAAAAAUCUGGGUUUAAAGGCAUGAGUGGGGAUGUUUUACAUUGAAGUGGGCACCUAGUUCCAAGUCCAGGGUUGGUGGGACCCAUAAAAUUUUUGCUUGAUGCUAUGAUGCAUAAAUGUGCAUAUAGAAUGGACAAAAAAUUAAAGGUCCACAUUGCCGUUCGGAUGUGAGAUGUGAGCUGGUAUGCAGUUUUCUGGUGAACGUUGUUGUGAGGUUGAAAAUGACUUGUUGGUUUGCUUAUGCUUUUAUUUCGUUUAUUCUUCUCACUGAUUCAGGUUCAUGAGAAAAGAAACAUUAGGUCCAGUACUCAUCUACAUCAAUGGGUUAUUCACCUUUUGCCAAUUUGGAGCUUCUGGAGUAUCAUUAUAGUAGAGGAUCCACUGGUGGCUUACAUUGAUCCCCUCCCUUUUCUCUCAUGUAUUUAUAUAUGUACUGAUAGAAUAAGUUGGAUUUUCUUAUUUUUUUUAUUAGACUUUUUCCAAUUUAGCAAACUCUCACCAUGACUGGAUUACAAAUUUGUGUUUUAUUCACAUGAAAAAGAAAAAAAGAAAAAAGAAAAAAUCCUUUACAUAACCAUUGAGAGCAAUGUUUAGCAAUCGUUAGUUUA